UGCCACAUCAAGAGCUGCUGCACCAACACCACACUGAAGCCACAACUGAAUAUCAGCCAUGAAGACCACAUCCAGGACCUGCACUUGUAUUUGCAUCAUCUCUGUGCUUGCCCUCGCUGGUAGUGCGCUGGGCGCCGCCAUUGCAGCACAGUCGACGGAGGAGCGACGUCCGCUGCGGAUAGCCCAGUGCAGGGAGCUCUGCUACCGCCAAGCUCUGGCGGAUCCAACCCCACCUGUCCUGUGCCGCGGCAGGCCCGACUGCUUCAUGUGCCACGACUACUGUCGCGUCCUGGCCGUGGCCCAGAUAAGUCUGGCCACCUCGAUGUGCGCGGAUCGGGAGUUCUGCAGACAGGGAUGCCGCGUGGCCUGUGCCUACCAUCGGCUGCGCAUCGGCUAUCACCAGGAGGCGACUGCCAACACGGUGCUCAAGACAUGA
This is a messenger RNA of Drosophila obscura, 436 nucleotides long. RefSeq lists its product as uncharacterized. Bases 59 to 436 code for a protein of 125 amino acids. The record is from RefSeq and is a predicted model, not a curated record. NCBI's taxonomy places the organism in Eukaryota, Metazoa, Arthropoda, Insecta, Diptera, Drosophilidae. The transcript has a single exon.